UGGGAAAUGUAGUCCCUGGCUGUGCCCCGGGGCCGGGCCGCGGUGUUCCACACCGCCAGCAGCGCUGACAGCUCUAGAGGGUGUGUCUGCUCAGCGGGGGCCCAGCAUGGACCAGUCUGUGGCCAUCCAGGAGACCCUGGCUGAGGGGGAGUACUGCCUCAUCGCGGUGCAAGGUGUGCUGUGUGAGGGGGACAGCAGGCAGAGCCGCCUCCUGGGACUCGUGCGCUACCGCCUGGAGCAUGGUGGCCAGGAACACGCCCUCUUCAUGUAUACACACCGGAGGAUGGCCAUCACCGGGGACGACGUCUCCUUGGACCAAAUAGUGCCGAUCUCGCGAGAUUUCACGCUGGAAGAAGUUUCCCGGGAAGGUGAACUCUACAUUCUCGGCUCAGAUGUCACUGUCCAGCUGGACACAGCAGAGCUCAGCCUGGUAUUCCAGCUCCCCUUUGGUUCACAUACCAGAACAUUCCUCCAGGAAGUCGCCAGGGCCUGUCCAGGCUUCGACCCCUCUACCCAGGAUCCUGAGUUCCUGUGGCUGUCUCGAUACAGGUGCUCCGAGCGGGAGACGGAGCCGACCACCCGCCUGGGUUGGAACUCGGCCCCAGGCACCUGGCCAGGGUGCGCCAGAAUUGGCGGAGGCAGGUAUCGGUCUCAGAAGGCGCGAAGGGGAUUGGAGAAAGCCCGGCCUCAGGGCGGGCUCUGUUCUGUUUUGGGCGUGGCUAUGCGGCAGACCGGCCUUCGAUUGGCGGAGGUGGCACGCAGGGGCGGAGAAGACGGGGCGGGGCGGCGCGGGCGGCGUGAUGAAGAGCUUGAGGAAGCUGGCAGGGAAAUGUCUGCUGCCGCCGGCUCUCGGGAGCGCGACUCUGCAGGUGGUCCUUCCUUUGAGGAUUCGAGGCCAAAUGGGAAGGGCCUGCUCGUGGACCAAAGUUCCUGGAGUCAGGAUAAACCAGAAAACUUGCUCCCAAGACAGAAUAAAUCCAAAUCUGAAAUAACCGACAUGGUUCGCUCCUCCACUAUCACAGUAGCAGACAAGGCUCAUAUUUUAUCAAUGCGGAAGUUUGGACUGCGAGAUACAAUUGUGAAAUCACAUCUAAUACAGAAAGAAGAGGACUAUACCUAUAUCCAGAACUUUAGGUUCUUUGUGGGAACAUACAAUGUGAAUGGACAGUCCCCCAAGGAGUGCCUCCAGCCCUGGCUCAGCCAUGGUGUCCAGGCCCCAGAUGUGUACUGUGUGGGGUUCCAGGAGCUUGAUCUGAGUAAGGAAGCCUUUUUCUUCCAUGAUACCCCAAAGGAGGAGGAGUGGUUUAAAGCUGUAUCUGAAGGUCUUUAUCCGGGCACCAAAUAUGCCAAGGUGAAGCUCAUCCGACUGGUUGGGAUUAUGCUCCUGUUAUACGUCAAACAGGAACAUGCAGAGUACAUCUCAGAAGUGGAAGCUGAGACAGUGGGGACGGGGAUCAUGGGGAGGAUGGGUAACAAAGGGGGCGUGGCGAUCCGGUUCCGGUUUCACAACACCAGUAUCUGCGUUGUGAACUCCCACCUGGCAGCCCACACGGAGGAAUACGAGAGAAGGAACCAGGACUACAAGGACAUUUGUUCCCGAAUGCAGUUUUGUCAGGUGGACCCAAGCCUCCCCCCUCUCACCAUCAGCAAGCACGAUGUGAUCUUGUGGCUGGGGGACCUCAACUACAGGAUAGAAGAGCUGGAUGUGGAAAAAGUGAAAAAGCUCAUCGAAGAGAAGGCCUUUCAAACCCUGUAUGCGUAUGACCAGCUGAGAGCUCAGGUGGCUGCAAAGGCUGUCUUUGAAGGCUUCAGCGAGGGUGAGCUCACGUUCCAGCCCACCUAUAAGUAUGAUACUGGCUCCGAUGACUGGGAUACCAGUGAGAAGUGUCGUGCUCCCGCCUGGUGUGACCGGGUCCUCUGGAAAGGGAAGAACAUCACUCAGCUGAGCUACCAGAGCCACAUGGCCCUGAAGACCAGUGACCACAAGCCCGUCAGCUCAGUGUUCGACAUCGGAGUGAGAGUCGUAAAUGAAGAGCUUUAUCGGAAGACUCUGGAGGAGAUUGUUCGCUCCCUGGAUAAGCUGGAAAAUGCCAACAUCCCUUCUGUGUCCCUGUCCAGGCGAGAGUUCUGUUUUCAGAAUGUGAAGUUCAUGCAACUCCAAGUAGAGUCCUUUACCAUUCAGAAUGGACCAGUGCCGUGUCAAUUUGAAUUCAUCAACAAGCCUGAUGAAGAGUCUUACUGUAAGAGGUGGCUGAACGCCAACCCCAGCCGAGGGUUCCUCCUGCCGGAUUCUAUCAUUAAGAUUGAAUUGGAACUAUUUGUAAAUAAGACCACAGCGACCAAGCUCAACUCGGGUGAAGACAAAAUCGAGGACAUUCUGGUUCUGCACUUGGAUAGGGGAAAGGACUACUUUUUGUCUGUGUCUGGGAACUACAUGCCCAGCUGUUUUGGAUCGCCCAUUCACACCCUGUGCUACAUGAAGGAGCCCAUCUUGGACCUGCCCCUAGAAACUAUUAGACACCUGACUUUAAUGCAACUACAGACUGAAGAUGAUGGGAGCCAUUUGGAGAAACCCAUGGAUAUCCCCAAAGAGCUCUGGAUGAUGGUUGAUUACCUGUACCGAAACGCCAUCCAGCAGGAAGAUCUGUUUCAGCAGCCAGGCCUGCGCUUGGAAUUUGAACACAUCAGGGACUGUUUGGAUACUGGGACAAUUGAUCACCUCUCUGCUAGCAAUCAUUCCGUAGCCGAAGCCCUGCUGCUUUUCCUGGAGAGCCUGCCAGAGCCCGUCAUCUGUUACAGGGCCUACCGAAGCUGCUUGGAGUGUUCUGGCAACCUCACAGCAAGUAACCAGGUCAUCACUACUCUCCCCGCAUGCCACAGAAAUGUCUUCACCUAUCUGAUGGCGUUUUUGCAAGAACUGCUGAAAAAUUCAGCAAGAAAUCAUUUGGAUGGUAAUAUUCUAGCUAGCAUAUUUGGUAGCUUGCUGCUUCGAAGCCCAGCUGGUCACCAAAAGCUUGAAAUGGCAGAGAAGAAGAAGGCUCAAGAAUUUAUUCACCAGUUCCUCUGCAACUCACCCUGAGCCUCUUCAUCUCCUCUCCUAUUCUGCCUGGGGCAGCCAGUUACCAGCACCCCCUGUUUGAGCUCAAGAGCUGCCUUAAGAGGAUGUGAACCCCCUUAGACACAAAAGUGGCAGCUGCCUGUUUCUCGAGCCCAGACCGCCCUCCCCACCAUGGCUGUCACUCUCGGUGCUGCUGCAAGUUGUGAAGACACGGGGGGAAAUCCACCACAAUAAAACUGACAUUCAUUGUUCAACUUUAGUAAUGUAACAGAUAGAUCUCUAUUUUUUUUUUUUAAUGUUUAAACAACUGUACUUCAUGUGCUCAUUCUACCUGCCUCCAGGGCAUACAGUGCCUUCCCUGCAGCUUGGGCCCAGCUCCUCACAAUCAGAUAGCUGAACAAACUUUGGAGUCCGGAAGGAUAAAUGAGUUGGAUACAGGAAUGCAAACGGAAGCUGCUGGAUAAGCAGGUCACAGCCACACCAGAUGCCUCCAGCACUCUGUCUGAGGACAUGUGUGUAUACAUAUGCAAACCCUACCCCACUUCCAGCUCAAAUGUGGCUCACCUCUGGAGCUGGCCACUAAGCCUUUGAGGCCAAUACAAUGGCGUGAAAAUGAAAAUACUGAAGAAAUUGUUGUUCUGGUGAAACAAGUGGAAUUUUCUGGCCAACGAAUCCUCCAAACUGUAUAUAAUGCAUUCCCUCUCUCACAUGUGUAAUAUAUUUUAAUGAUAAAUAUAUUUUUAACAGUG
Phacochoerus africanus (Common warthog) is the source of this 3807-nucleotide messenger RNA. It is a transcript of the gene INPP5B, whose product is annotated as inositol polyphosphate-5-phosphatase B. Gene Ontology annotation, molecular function: phosphatidylinositol-4,5-bisphosphate 5-phosphatase activity; inositol-1,4,5-trisphosphate 5-phosphatase activity. Lineage: Eukaryota; Metazoa; Chordata; Mammalia; Artiodactyla; Suidae. Gene Ontology annotation, cellular component: cytosol; membrane. The record is from RefSeq and is a predicted model, not a curated record. Gene Ontology annotation, biological process: signal transduction; phosphatidylinositol dephosphorylation.